Molecule: messenger RNA, 423 nt
Organism: Fraxinus pennsylvanica
Lineage: Eukaryota; Viridiplantae; Streptophyta; Magnoliopsida; Lamiales; Oleaceae
Source: the annotation of a GenBank genome assembly
AUGCCGAUUGGCAGCAUCCCAGAUCUUGAGAAGUCAUUUGAAAUCAAGAGUGAUGGCAAGUUCUUCUCAAGGCUUCUUUCAAAGGAAACCUCAAAAACCAACCCUUCAUUUAGGGUUUACUAUGGAGAUGUAUCUGGUACAGUGCCCUUCUCGUGGGAGACUUGCCCUGGGACCCCCAAACACCAAUCAUUCUACGACACCUCUUUAAUCCCUCCUGUUACACCCCCUCCUUACUAUUCCACCAACAUCAAUAAACCCAUAAAAAGGAACUCAAGAUCAAGACUUUUGCACACUUUACUCAGGAGAAUCAAUCCAAAGAAAGUUAACCAGUUUGAAAUGUCAUCAUCUUCUUCUUCAACGUCAUGGUCGACUUCAUCACACGAGACGUUUUCGCCUUCCUAUGUUUAUGAAAGACGAAGAUAA